UCGCCCCACACACCUACGCUACACGAACGGAAGCUUCCCUUGCUCGCUCUCCUCCAUGGAGGCCUCGCCAUCUCGCAGCGACAGCCUCUCCCGCGGCGGGUGGCCCAGGUGCAAGGCGCGCCCCACGCCGUCCUUGGAGCGCCUCGACGUCCACGCCGGCGGCCUCGUCGAGUCGUUCAACAGCUCCACGGCGUCCUUCAUCGACAUGGACCCGGAGGAGCUGCUGUUCUCGAUGCGGUGGACGUCAUCGGACGACGGCGGCCUCGACCUCGGCCCGCUCUGCGCCGGGGCGUGCUCCCCGCUGCUGGCCAGCGCCGGGCUCGUCUUCGCCGACGAGGGCCUCCUCCCCCGCGAGCCGAGCGGCAUUGCCGCCCGUGACGCCGGCAGCGCGUGCUACGCCGACGCGUCGGCGGGCUCGUCCCCGGCGUUCCACACGGCGCGGAGCACGCCGGCCUCCGCGAUCGGCUCCGCGCGGCCCUCGGGCGGCGGCGGCGCCAGGCCGCUGCUGCCGGCGACGCGGAGGCUGCUCCUCCGGUACCUGCGCUUCCUCGUGCCGCUGUGCCGCAAGGCGCGGGCGCUGCGGCUGCCGGCGCGGGUGUUCUCGGCUCCGGGGUCCAGGCCGCCGGCCGCCGCGACCCCGGCGCGGCGGUCCACGUCCAGCGCCUCCAGCGCGGCGGAGCACUGGUGCCACGGCAACGCCGACACCGCCGUGCGCGACGCCAUCCUCCACUGCAAGAAAUCCUUGCUGACCGCUCGCACAGAAUGCUGAGAUGCUGAAACGUUUUGGCCAAGCAAGAUUCAGAGAAAAAUGGAUAAUAUAUAGUAUUCCAAGCAUCUAGUUGUUUCCAUUUAAUUUUGAUUUCAAUGUAUGUACAUGCAGUACAGUGUAUACGUUGAUGAACUGUGCCCAAGGGAGUCUGACCUUGUGAGGCGAUUUAGCUACUGUGUAAUGAUAGAGGUGUUCUCUGUGCUCUGCUGUUGCCGUGGCUCUAUGCAGUUGUGCAUGGCAAAAGCUGGAUGAAAGCAUUAUAGUUGUGAUUAACAGCACCAACUUGUGGUAA
Panicum hallii is the source of this 1061-nucleotide messenger RNA. RefSeq lists its product as uncharacterized. The transcript has a single exon. The record is from RefSeq and is a predicted model, not a curated record. Bases 56 to 769 code for a protein of 237 amino acids. NCBI's taxonomy places the organism in Eukaryota, Viridiplantae, Streptophyta, Magnoliopsida, Poales, Poaceae.